Molecule: messenger RNA, 2448 nt
Organism: Fusarium coffeatum
Lineage: Eukaryota; Fungi; Ascomycota; Sordariomycetes; Hypocreales; Nectriaceae
Exons: 3
Coding region: 1-2448 (815 amino acids)
Biological process (GO): regulation of DNA-templated transcription; DNA-templated transcription
Molecular function (GO): DNA-binding transcription factor activity, RNA polymerase II-specific; DNA binding; zinc ion binding
Source: RefSeq, a predicted model, not a curated record
AUGUCGGCAGAAUCCUCAGCGAUAGCCGCCAAGCGUCGCUUAAGGCGUAUACCUGACGAAUCCCACACAACAUACCAUACCACACCCCAUCCGUACAAUGGAGGACCCCUGGCGCUGAUUGUUUGUCUUAAGCGAAGGUGCAAGUGUGUGCCUGAUCCUUCGGGUACUGGCUGUGUAAAUUGUGUUGAACAUAAUGUCACCUGCUCAUAUACCGCGCCGCGCAAGACGCGCUUCUACGGCAGUGUUGAUGAUUUAAGCGAUAGGUACCGUUGUUUGGAAGCUCUCGUCAAAGGUGCAUUCCCCGAUGAAUGUCUGGAUAAUGUCAGUGACCUUGCGCAAUUGGGCCAGCGCUUGGGCUACAAAAUGCCCAAUGUUACAGACCCGAAUCGUAAGCUUCUCAAGGUCGAUGAAUUGGUACAAAGUCCUCCGGACAAUGAGCGCACACCUUCGAUAGGGCCCGAAAUUGUUACGACGGAUGGAAAUAGUGCUGGUACGACGCCGCCUGAUAAGCAAAACGAAGGACCCCAAUCAUCACUCGUCAAAGACAACUCAGGCCAUGAACACUACAUCGGACCUUCAGGAACACUCAACUUCUGGAACCAACUGCGAAACCUUGUUGACUCGAAUGAUAGUAACCCUGCUCCCGGCCGCGCGGGGACUACCAAGUUUACUCAAGACAACACGAGUCGACUCCUCGAGGCUGACGGACAAGACGACGAAGACCAACCUCAACGCAUUGCGCUUUCGCCACAAGAUGGACCUUCGCCUGGAUCAAUGACAUCCGCCAUUGCGCGCGACUUCACACGUCUGCCAACCACGGACAUGGAUGAGAUCCUCGGCCAGUUCCCUCCGAAUGAGGUACUUGAGCAGCUCAUCCAGUCUUACUUUAAGAAUGUUCACGAUGACUUUCCGCUGUUCCAUCGCGCUACGUUUGAGGAGGAGUAUGAGUUAUUCAUUGUUCAAGCUCGACGACAGCCGCGUAUCCCGAAUUCGAGACCACUUCAAUUACCUGACUGGGGCUGGAUUGGAUGCCUUCAUAUGAUCGUCGUAUUUGGAUCAAUUGCCGACCGGUCAAUUCCCAACAUCGACCACUCUGGUCUGCGACGAAGAUCAGUCACAGUGGCUAGAGCUUUGCUACCCCAGUUCAUAUCGAAAUGUUCCCUCACCAAUGUUCGUGUCUUGCUACUUCUGUCGCUGUUCCUGCACAACAACAAUGAGAGAAACGCUGCGUGGAACAUCGCAGGUACGGCAACGCGCAUCUCCUUUGCCCUCGGCCUCCACCGCUCCGACAUGAGCUCUUCGUUCAGACCAGUGGAGAGGGAAGUCCGGAAAUGGGUGUUCUGCACAUUAUACGCCUUCGAGCAAUUCCUCGCCUCGAGUCUUGGUCGGCCCAGUGGCUUGCAGGAACUUGACGUCGAAGUCGUCCCACCAAGGGAAGAUUUUGUGGAAGGAGGCAUCGGAACGGACGCCAGACUUGUGUCAUGGUCUGUCAAGCUCCAAGCUAUCCUUGCGCGAACGCGACUUUUACACGGCAUCAAUCGAAGUCCGGGGCCGAAACUGGAUGAGGUCCUGAAUGCUCUGGAUGGGUGGAAGAAAGACAUCGGAAAGGCCCCAGGACUGGAUGUUUCUUGGAUCAAGCUUGAAGGCCGGGCGCUUCCUUCUAUAGACGAAGACGGCGCUGUGGAUAUGGAGGAACUCAAAGUGUCGCUGGCCUGGAAGACGCGUGCACAACUCCGGGCUGUCUUACUGCUACACAUUCAGUUUCACUAUAUCACUAUCGUCGCUACACGACCGUUACUACUUCAAGACGUCGCGGCAACAAGAAAGGCAGCCCUGGAAGCGUCCAAGGCACCGGUACCUAGACAUGCUGCGUUAUGCGUCAAGCACGCAUGCCAACUGAGCUAUCUCAUGAUCCUGCUCGACCACUUUGACGUUAUCAAUGGCCUUUCCGGACUCGAUAUAUUCUACGCUUACUGCUCGGGUAUGGUUCUAAUCCUGCGACUACUCCGACUACUCCCUGGGGAAUUGGUCGAAGGAGUUCGUCCAGACGAAGUCGCCCUACAAAGCAAGAUCCGACGUCUUGUAGCGACUCUACGAAACGUCAUCAACCACACAGAUAAAUGCGGCUCAAUGAAGCGCCUAGCUCACGUUGUCGACACGUUCUCAGAAUGCGCCAACAGCCCAACCGAUCUAUCAGCGACAUCAAACCUUCCUCCGCAGAGUAUGAACAUGCCCUACCCAGUCCAGCAGAUGCAACCACAGCAAGCCCCAGGCAUUGGAUCGAUGGACGGUCUUUUGAACUUUUUACCAUUUCCGGGAUUCGGAACAAUUGAUGGCUCGAUGGCACAGUUUAUACCAGGAAAUGAGAUGGAAUUGGCUGGCUGGACUGAUAUGGAGUUUUUAAUGGAGGGAUAUGGGGAUGCUAAUAGAUCGGGAUACUACGGAUAG